Messenger RNA from Theobroma cacao (cacao), 7247 nucleotides. The record is from RefSeq and is a predicted model, not a curated record. NCBI's taxonomy places the organism in Eukaryota, Viridiplantae, Streptophyta, Magnoliopsida, Malvales, Malvaceae.
CUGAUACUCAAAACGAUGGAGCAAGUGGAAGGGACUAAAACAGAUGUUGAAAAGAGGGUGGAAAGAAUCUUGAAGCUCAUUAAGAGGAGAAACAGAGUGAAAAAAGAGCCAGAACUUGUUGGACUCGUUGAGGACUUUCACAAACAGUACCAGGCACUCUAUGCCCAGUAUGAUCAGCUUAGACGAGAGUCAAGUAAGAAAGCUGACGAUGGAAAAGGAAAUGAAAGUUGUUCUUAUUGUGCCUCCAGCUCGGAUUCAGAAUAUUAUUCCUCCGAGGAUAUAGAAAUUAACACCAACUUAGAACUUAAUAAUAAUAGAAGUUCCCAUAGAAGGAUGGCAGACAAAACCAAGGAAGAAAUUGAAAGUGCAAAUGUAGAAGUUGCUGACUUGAAGAAUCAAUUGGCCUCUAAGACUGAAGAGAAGGAAGCUUUAACUUCAGACCAUCUGGCAGCUUUAAGUAAAAUACAAGAAAUAGAAACCAUCAACAGAGAUUUGAGAAAAGAAGUGGAUGAGAAAGAAAAGAGACUUGCUGCUCUUGGAAAGGUGCAUCAGGGACGGGUAACAGAGCUAGAGGAGCGGCUAACUGGCUUGAAAACGGAGCUGGAAUCUCUGCACCAUCAGAAAAGAGAUUUGGAAGAUCAGCUUGAUGGUAAGACAGCUGAAUCUAAACAGCAAGAAAAGACAAAUAAGGCACUGUAUUCGGAAUUCGAAUUGAUACCAAAGGAGGAAGGAGAUGCAGUAACUAAACUCAUGAAGCAAAUCAAGGACAAUGAGAACAAUUUAAUGUCUAAAAUUGAGGAUUCAAUGGCACAGGUGAGCAAUCUGAAAAAGGAGGUGGACUAUUUACGUGCCCAAAAAUAUGCGGCCGAAGGAAGUAUAGCAGGCAAAAGUAGUGAAUCAUUUGAUCAGGAAAAUGUAAUGAGGCAGGAAUUGGAUUCCCUACGCAGCCAGAAAACCGAAUCAGAAAUUCUGCUAGAGACGAAAUCCAAAGAAAUCUCCCAGUAUCUGAUUCAAGUGAAAUCCUUGAAAGAGGAAUUAGCAAGAAAGAGAGCUGUUGAGCAGAUAACGAUAGAGCAAAAAGAAGGCUUACAGGUGCAGUUGAUGGACUUGGAAUCAGAGGUGGACACUCUCCGAAGGCAGAAAAAUAUAUCAGAAGAUGAAGUGUGGAGUAAUACCCGUGAAAUCAAUCAAUUGAGAGAGGAAAAGGGUAACCUGCAGGCUAAAAUUCUAGAAUUGGAAACACUGUUUCGAGAGAGAGGCCUUGAGCUUUCUGCUGUUCUGGAGGAUAGCAAAAGUAUAAAGAUUAAAGUAAAUGCUCAGAUAAGGACCUUGAAUGCGGAGGUUGAACUUCUGCAACAGAAGUUGGAUACCCUGAAGAUGGAGAAAAGCCAGUUGGAGUUGCAGAUUGCUGAUCAGCAGAGAAUCACGAAAGAAAGAGAGGAAGCCAUAAACAAAUCUACGGAGGAGUCUAACUCUAAGGUGGUCAGAAGAUGGUCGUCAGGAUCCACGUUAAAUUCCCAAGUCCUAGAAAGAAAGAUGGAGGAGUUAGCAGAAGAGUUCCGCAAGAAAGUUGAAGAUAACAUCCGUCUUUUGUACCAGAGGAUCAAGGUUGCUGAAAAAAUACAUUUUGAGAACAAAGAGACUCACAAGAAAAUAAAAGAAAGGCUAGAGCAAGAGAAUGGGGCACUUGAAGAAAAGCUUGCAAAUUAUGAAGCUGAGUUCAGGAAGUUGAGGGAUACAAUGGAGCCAGGAAAAACUGCAUUGUCUGAUUUGACUUCAGCGGUGAAUGAGCUAGAAGACGAAGGGAAUUCCCUCACCCGCAUCUCAAAUGUCACCGACGAGCUUGUUUCUGCAAACGACUGCGAACAGCUGAAAGGCAAUGUGGAUUUAGCGGUAGCAGAACUGAAUAAGGAAAAAGAGGAGUCGCUGGAAGCUAAGUUGAGAGAGCAAGGAGAAGAAAAGCUGAACCUAAUAAAAGCAGUGAGUGGGCUUGAGAACAGAGUGGGAGAAUUGGAGAAGAUUAUGAAAGACAAGGACGAGACAUUGUUGGGUCUUCAAGAAGAGAAGAGGGAAGCCAUAAGGCAGCUCUGCCUCUUGAUCGACUAUCACCGCUGCCGCUGCGACUAUCUCAAGGAAUUCAUCUCUAAGUUGAUUGUUAGAAGCCAGAAAAAGACAGAGAUGACCAAGCAUCGUUUUAGGGAGUCUAUAAAGUCUUUUUUUGGGCACCAUGUUGAUCCAGAAAAAGAUGAACAGCUUAAAGGAAGUAAAAUAGAAAUUGAUGACAAGGUGAAAAAAAUAUUGAAGCUCAUCAAGGAUGAAGAAGCCGAAGAAAAUGGUGGGAUCUCAAUAGCUAACUCCAAUAAGGAACCACUUGUCCAGUUAAUUGAGGAUUUCCACAAACACUACCAAAAUCUCUAUGCACAAUAUGAUCACCUCACGGGAGAGCUGAGGAAAAAAGUUCAUGGCAAACGAGAAAAAGAUGCCUCCUCUUCUUCAAGUUCAGAUUCAGACUCUGAUUAUUCUUCAAAGGAUGGAGGCAGUAAAAAUGGACAAUUGGAAAGUGAAUUUCAGAAAAUAGCAGAAGGCAUUAAACAAGAACUUGAAAUGGCAAAAAUGGAAAUUGCUGAGCUGAAGAGGAAGCUGACGGCCACCAAUGAAGAAAAAGAUGCUUUACAUUCAGAGAAUCUAGCUUCUUUAAGCAAGCUGCAAGAAGCAGAGGAAAUCGUCAGAAAUCUGAAGCUUGAAUCUGAAAGAUCAGAGAGUGAAAAAUCAAAACUUGUGGUUGAGACUGAAGAGCUGAGGCUUAAACUGGACACUGCUGGUAAGAUAGAAGCUGAGGUGAAUCAAAGAUUGGAAGAUCUGAAUAGAGAAAAAGAUAACUUAAUUCUAGAGAAAGAGACUGCUGUUAAAAGAAUUGAAGACGGAGAGAAGUUUACAGAAGAUCUUAGAAGAGAAGUUGAUCAGCUGAAGGAGGAAAAUAUAACUCUAAAGCAAGAGGUGGAGAGUGUUAGAGGAGAAGUUUCCAAUGUGCAGCAGCAGCUGGAAUCUGCGGAACAGCAAGUUUCAGAAUUGAGCCACAGUCUGAAUGCUACCGUGGAAGAUAAUAAAUCCCUGAACUUGGAACUUUCCAAGGUUUCAAAUGAGAUUCAGCAGGCACAGGGCACAAUACAACAGCUCAUGGCUGAAAUGAGCCAGUCAAAAGAUGAAAUUGGUGAGAAAGAAAGGGAACUUUUGACUCUCAAAGAGUUGCAUGAGGUGCAUGGGAAUCAAUCAUCUGCUCAGAUAAAAGAAUUAGAGGCACAAGUGACAAGCUUAGAGCUGGAGUUGGCAUCAUUGCGAGCAACAAACAGAGAUUUGGAGGUGCAGAUAGAGAACAAAGCAGCUGAAGUAAAACAGAUGGGAGAGCAAAAAAUAGGACUGCAAUCCCAAAUUUCAGAACUUGAAAUGAUGUCAAAAAAGAGAGAAGAUGAGCUUUUGAUUCUCACAAAGAAAUUUGCGGAUAAUGAGAAAGAAUCAUUGUCUAGAGUAGAGAAUUUGACAGUGCAGAUCAACAAUCUGCUAGUUGACAUGGAGUCGGUACGCACCCAGAAAUCUCAGUUGGAAGAACAUAUAGUAUUUAAAAGUGAUGAAGCAUCAAAUCAAGUUAAGAGCUUAAUGGAUCAGAUAAAUAGAUUGCAGCAGGAGCUGGAAUUUUUGCAUAGCCAGAAAGCAGAACUGGAAAUGCAGCUUGAGAGAAAAACUCAAGCUAUCUCAGAUUAUGCAAUUGAGAUAGAAAAGGCAAAAGAGGAAAUAGUAAGCAAGACCGAGGAUCAACAGAGAGUUCUGCAGGAGAAAGAAGGUUUGGUGGCAGAAACGAAGGAUCUAGAAUUUGAGGUCAGUUCUCUAAAGAAUCAGAAAGGUGAACUGGAACAGGAGUUAAGAACUAAAAUCGAAGAGAACGGUCAGUUGAGAGAGGAAAAGGUGGGGUUACAGGGUCAAAUCUUUGAAUUAGAGAAAACAUUGGCAGAGACAGGGCUUGAGUUCACUGCUCUCCAGGAAAAACAUGCAAGUGCAGAGAAUGAGUUAAGGGAGGAAAAGGUGGGGUUACAGGGUCAAAUCUUUGAAUUAGAGAAAAAAUUGGCAGAAAGAGGGCUUGAGUUCACUGCUCUCCAGGAAAAACAUGCAACUGCAGAGAAUGAAGCUUCUUCCCAGUUAAUAGCCCUACAGGAUCAGGUUAACAAUUUGCAGCAGGAGUUGGAUUCCUUACGGACCCAGAGAAAUGAACUGGAGUUGCAGCUUGAGAGAGAGAAACAAGAAUCAUCAGAAAGAAUCUCUGAAAUGGAGAAUCAGAAAUUGGAGAAUGGUCAGUUAAGGGAGGAAAAGGUGGGGUUACAGGGUCAAAUUUUUGAAUUCGAGAAAACAUUGGCAGAGAGAGGGCUUGAGUUCACUGCUCUCCAGGAAAAACAUGUAAGCGUAGAAAAUGAAGCUUCUUCACAGUUAACAGCCCUAGAGGUGCAGGUUAAAAAUUUGAAGCAGGAGUUGGAUUCCUUACAGACCCAGAGAAAUGAACUGGAAUUGCAGCUUGAGAGGGAGAAACAAGAAUCAGCAGAAAGACUCUCUGAAAUCGAGAAUCAGAAAUUGGAGAAUGGUCAGUUAAGGGAGAAAAAGGUGGGGUUAGAGGAUCAAAUCUUUGAAUUAGAGAAAAAAUUGGCAGAAAGAGGGCUUGAGUUCACUGCUCUCCAGGAAAAACAUGUAAGCGCAGAGAAUGAAGCUUCUUCACAGUUAACAGCCCUGGAGGUGCAGGUUAAAAAUUUGAAGCAGGAGUUGGAUUCCUUACAGACCCAGAGAAACGAACUGGAGUUGCACCUCGAGAGAGAGAAACAAGAAUCAUCAGAAAGACUCUCUGAAAUGGAGAAUCAGAAAUUGGAGAAUGGUCAGUUAAGGGAGAAAAAGGUGGGGUUAGAGGAUCAAAUCUUUGAAUUAGAGAAAACAUUGGCAGAAAGAGGGCUUGAGUUCACUGCUCUCCAGGAGAAACAUGUAAGCGCAGAGAAUGAAGCUUCUUCACAGUUAACAGCCCUGGAGGUGCAGGUUAAAAAUUUGAAGCAGGAGUUGGAUUCCUUACAGACCCAGAGAAAUGAACUGGAAUUGCAGCUUGAGAGAGAGAAACAAGAAUCAUCAGAAAGACAUUCUGAAAUGGAGAAUCAGAAAUUGGAAAAUGGUCGGUUAAGGGAGGAAAAGGUGGGGUUAGAGGAUCAAAUCUUUGAAUUAGAGAAAAAAUUGGCAGAAAGAGGGCUUGAAUUCACUGCUCUCCAGGAAAAACAUGUAAGCGCAGAGAAUGAGGCUUCUUCACAGUUAACAGCUCUAGAGGUGCAGGUUAAAAAUUUGAAGCAAGAGUUGGAUUCCUUACAGACCCAGAGAAACGAACUGGAGUUGCACCUCGAGAGAGAGAAACAAGAAUCAUCAGAAAGACUCUCUGAAAUGGAGAAUCAGAAGUUGGAGAAUGGUCAGUUAAGGGAGGAAAAGGUGGGGUUGCAGGGUCAAAUCUUAGAAUUAGAGAAAACAUUGGCAGAAAGAGGGCUUGAGUUCACUGCUCUCCAGGAAAAACAUGCAAGCACAGAGAAUGAAACUUCUUCCCAAUUAACGGCCUUAGUGGUGCAGGUCAACAAUUUGCAGCAGGAAUUGGAUUCCUUACAGACCCAGAGAAACGAACUGGAGUUGCACCUCGAGAGAGAGAAACAAGAAUCAUCAGAAAGACUGACUGAAAUGGAGAACCAGAAAUCUGAGCUGGAAAGCCAAAUUAACAAUCAGCAGAGAAUGCUAGAAGAACAGGGGGAGGCGCAUAAGAAGUUGGCCGAGGAAUACAAACAGGUUGAGACGUUAUACCAAGAGUGCAGGGCAAAUCUUGAAGCUGUAGAAAGGAAGAUCGACGAAAUGUCAGAAGAAUUCCAUAGAACCAUCGAAUCUAAAAGUCAGAUGGCAGCUGAUCUGAAGCAAAUGGUUGAAGACCUUCAAAGAGAUUUGGAAGCAAAGGGAGUUGAGAAAAAUGACUUCAUAAACCAGAUUAUAGAUCAUCAGAGGAUGCUAAAAGAAAAAGAAGAUGCACGUAACAAGCUAAGCGAGGAGUAUAAACAACUUGAAACUUCAUUUCAGGACUGCAAGGUAAUUAUUGAAGUCACAGAAAGGAAGAUGCAAGAAAUGGCAGGGGAGCACAAUAUGAACGUUCAAUCUAAAGAUCAAAUAGUAGCUGAUUUGGAGCAAAUUAUUGACGACUUGAAAAGUGAUUUAGAAAUGAAAGUAGAUGAGCUCAAUACCUUGGUCGAGAACGUCCGCACAAUUGAAGUUAAGCUCCGGCUGUCAAACCAAAAGCUUCGAGUCACAGAACAGUUACUAACUGAGAAGGAAGAGAGCUUCAGAAAAGCAGAAGCAAAGUUCCUGGAAGAACAAAGAAUACUUGAAGACAGGAUCACGACAUUGUCUGGAACAAUUGCUGCAAAUCAAGAAGCACAUUGCAGGAUGAUCACUGAUAUCGCAGAGAAUGUGAACAGUACCUUGACCGGAUUUGAAGCUGUCAUCCAGAACUUGGAAGAGGGCUAUGGAAACUACGAGCACUGCGUUGAAGAAACAUCCAAAGAGCUAAGGAUUGCAAAACACUGGGUUGCAGAGACAAAGAGUGAGAAGAAGCGGCUAAUCAAUGAAGUGACUAGUUUGAUUGCGCAGCUGAAAGAUCAGAAAGAAAGAGAAUCCAUGUUACGAGAAAGAGUUGAGAAGCUACAGACUAAGGCAGACAAGGAAGAAGGGGAAAGGGAGAAUCUGAUCAAAGCAGUGAAGCAUCUGGAGAAGAAGGUGGAAUUCUUGGAGACAGUGAUGAAAGAGAAGGAUCGAGGCAUACUGGGCCUAGGAGAGGAGAAGAGGGAGGCCAUUAGGCAGCUCUGCGUGUGGAUUGAUUACCACCGCAGCCGUUGCGAUGAUCUAAGGGAAAUCCUCUCGAAAACUACCAGAGUCCAGAGGGCAACCUAGAAUUAUUUUCCAUUCCAUCAUGUUCAUUCUGGCUUUGCAUUUGUGGAUUUAUUUUUUAUUAUUUCAUUUUUUUUCUUUCACUCAACAGAUUGGGCUGUUGAUAAAAAAACCUUUCUCAAGGUGAUGUUUAGUUAGCAUAGAUGUCUCAUAAAUGUUGUUUGCAUGUAAAGAAAAACCGUAUGCUUAGGAUUUUCUCUACAAGGAAAAAAAAUCUGGUUUUUGAGUAGAUUUCCUACGUAAAAAAAAAAAAA